This is a messenger RNA of Manis javanica (Malayan pangolin), 636 nucleotides long. The record is from RefSeq and is a predicted model, not a curated record. NCBI's taxonomy places the organism in Eukaryota, Metazoa, Chordata, Mammalia, Pholidota, Manidae.
GACCACUGAUUUGUGAUGGGGAGUGAGCCUGCUUUUGUCCAUCCCUCUCACCGGGUUGAUCUCCAGAGCAGGGAAUGGUCUGGGCAUGGCACUGUUUUGUCCUCACUUCCAGGGAAGAUCAGUUUUCCUGCCAUCCAGGCUGCUCCCUCCUUCAGCACCUCGUUCCCUCAGAUCUUCCAAGACCGGACGGACGUCCAGUGCCUCAUCCCAUGCGCCAUUGACCAGGACCCUUAUUUCCGAAUGACGAGGGAUGUGGCCCCCCGGAUCGGCUACCCUAAACCAGCCCUGCUGCACUCGACCUUCUUCCCUGCCCUGCAAGGGGCCCAGACCAAAAUGAGUGCCAGUGAUCCCAACUCCUCCAUCUUCCUCACAGACACGGCCAAGCAGAUCAAGACCAAGGUGAGCACUGCCCAGGGCAGAGGGGAGCCUGUGAGCAGAACCACGCCCGAGAGGGGCACACGCACAUGCACACGCACACAUGCCGUCGCCCUGUCUUUCCGGCAUCCGCUGCCGCAGGGAUCCGCCCUGCUGUUGUUAGGGGGUCGUUGUGUGUUUCCUCGGUCCUUGUCCCCACCGCAACAAAGAAUUGAAGGGCAGAGACACAGUAGUGAAGCCGAGUAAAAGUUUUAUUUAAAG